Molecule: messenger RNA, 3879 nt
Organism: Mugil cephalus (flathead mullet)
Lineage: Eukaryota; Metazoa; Chordata; Actinopteri; Mugiliformes; Mugilidae
Gene: jmjd6
Product: jumonji domain containing 6, arginine demethylase and lysine hydroxylase
Exons: 6
Coding region: 307-1518 (403 amino acids)
Biological process (GO): phagocytosis
Cellular component (GO): cytoplasm; nucleus
Molecular function (GO): histone H4R3 demethylase activity; P-TEFb complex binding
Source: RefSeq, a predicted model, not a curated record
CAAGUCGUGUCGCUCACUGCUAGCUCCAGUAGCUACCCUGUUAGACGGUUAUCAAACUGUGUAGACCAGGCAGGUUUUGAAAGUGCUACCACCACGUCUGUUUGUACACAUUUAGAGAGUGUGUUUUUUUUAAACAUAUCAACCGACUUGGGGCUUUGCUGUCAAAUAAUUAAGGUGGGAGUGGAAGUAGUGCGCAACUAGCCGGGUAUCAGUGCAGGCUAGUGAAUGUGUUUGUGUGGUAGCCCCGGGUUAGCUCCAUAGCUAGCUGAGCAGCACACGUCUUCUCUUUAAAAGCCAGGAGGAGGAAUGAACCAUAAGAGUAAGAAGAGGAUUAAAGAGGCGAAAAAGAGCGCCAGGCCCGAGCUGAAGGACUCAUUAGACUGGAUAAAACACGGCUAUCAUGAGACUUUCGACCUGUCACACCGCACCGUGAAGGACAACGUCGAGCGCGUGGACACCCUCCACCUCACUCCCGAAGAGUUCAUCCAGCGCUUCGAGCGGCCCUACAAGCCCGUCGUCCUCCUCAACUGCCAGGAGAGCUGGCCCGCCCGGGAGAAAUGGACCCUGGAGCGCCUCAAGCGCAAGUACCGCAACCAGAAGUUCAAGUGCGGCGAGGACAACGACGGCUACUCCGUGAAGAUGAAGAUGAAGUACUACGUGGAGUACCUGGAGUCCACCAGGGACGACAGCCCGCUCUACAUCUUCGACAGCAGUUACGGCGAACACGCUAAGCGGCGGAAGCUGCUGGAGGACUACCAGGUGCCGGUGUUCUUCAGGGACGACCUGUUCCAGUUUGCUGGAGAGAAACGAAGGCCACCUUACAGGUGGUUCGUGAUGGGUCCGGCCCGCUCCGGCACCGGCAUCCACAUCGACCCGCUGGGCACCAGCGCCUGGAACGCCCUGGUCCAGGGACACAAGAGGUGGUGUUUGUUCCCCACCAACACACCACGAGAGCUCAUCAAAGUGACCAGAGAGGACGGGGGCAACCAGCAGGACGAAGCUAUUACCUGGUUCAAUGUGGUUUAUCCCCGAACUCAGCAGCCCAACUGGCCUCCAGAGUUCAGACCGCUGGAGAUCCUGCAGAGACCUGGAGAGACCGUUUUUGUGCCUGGUGGAUGGUGGCACGUAGUCCUCAACCUGGACACGACAAUCGCCGUCACUCAAAACUUCGCCAGCACGACCAACUUCCCCAUCGUGUGGCACAAAACCGUGCGAGGACGACCCAAACUCUCCAGGAAGUGGUAUCGUAUUUUGAAGCAGGAGCGGCCGGACCUGGCAGCGCUGGCAGACAAAGUAGACCUGCAGGAGUCCACGGGCAUCGCGUCGGACAGCUCCAGCGACUCUUCAUCGUCCUCGUCCUCCAGCUCGUCAGACUCCGACUCUGAUGCGGAGUCGGGCUCCGAGGGCGACGCCAUGUCCCACCGCAGGAAGAAGAGGCGGACCUGCGGGAUGACGGCCAACGGAGACACCAGUGGCCAGGACGACUGCGUCAGCAAGGAGAGGAGCUCGUCCCGGUGACCUCCAGCUCGCAGCCGGCCUCCCGCCGCGGCUCCUCUGCUCCGAAACAGACCGACGUCUCUGGCUGCUUCUAGUCUAGUUUAGGUAAACGUCUGAACAGAGGCCGCGUGGCUGUCUCUAGAGAUAAGAUGGACGCUGUUGAGAGGCAAGGUGAAGAUAAGGAGGAGGAUCCUCGGGGGAGGGGGGGGGGGGCUGCUGGAGACCAGCCACUACUGUGCUUUCCAACAACAAUCAAUAUCUGUUUGUCUCUGUAGCUUCUUCAGACAUGGACAUGGACUGGAUGGGGUUUGGGGAUGGGGGGUGACUCUCGUGGGCUGAUCUUUAAACCUCUGGGCUGCUGUCACAAAUAGAGGGAUGGGGAUGUUUUCUUUUAAAGGUAAAGUUAAAUCACUUGCUGCCGUCAGGGGAGGAGAAAAUAACGUUUGACUUCGGCUGCGCUGCUUUAAGACAGAAUUACCAGCGGCCAAUUAGACGUCAACUGUGUGAAUGCUGCGUUCAAGACAAGUAGAAUUUCUAAACGGAUGUAAACGGACGUCUGACUUAUGGAACAGCAAUUUAGUCGGUUAUUACAUGUGACGGGUUCUUACAUCUGUCACAUCUGAGCUCAGCUCAUCCAGUUGCGUGACGCUGCAAAACUCAGAGCUCCGACUCAUUGACUUGGGAAAUUUCCAACCUUGACUUGAACGCAGCAUUAAACCGUCAGGCCUCUAGUUUCACAGUAGUGACGUCACAGCGCUGUACGUUAAUCCAGAUCAGGGAAAAGAAGGAAUUCAAAAGUCCUAAAUUCACUUUGCACAUUUGUUGAAGCCCUCGUCAUGUUUCUGCUUCACCCUCACGGUGUCGGGUCACGGAUACGGCUGUCGGGUCAAAACACGUAAACCACACAGACGUAUAAUAGUUAUAAUAACUGGCUUCGUGUCAGGCGGUCAGGUGGCUUCUGAAGCUUCUUCCCCCGACAGCUGCUGUAGGCGUGUGUCUUCUCGUUGCCAGUAGCUGCGUGUUUUCAUCCGUUUCUAAGCCGUUUGUCUGAAGAACCUGAAUCCAGAUCGUCCACCAGUCUCCUCAGAUCACUGUCCUUUAGAGAAACUCUCCACCUCCACAAGACUAAAACACAUCUCUGCUUCAGUGACCGUCUCUUCAGUCAGCCAGCCUUAACAAAGAAAAAGCAUUUAAAAGCUUCAGACUUCCUGCCUGCGGUCGGUGUUUGUAUUAAAUACAGACUCUGGUCGUGUUGAUGUUGAAGCAGCUGCUCAGCUUUCAGUUUGUGUUCUCAGGUGGGUUCAGCAGCCUCCGUGAUGUCCUGCCCGCUUUGUGCCAUACGCUGCAGAGACAAACAGAGUGCGUUUAAUCCGCCGGAGGAUCUUUGGCUCCGGCGGGUUUUGCAGAGUUUAUUCGCGUCUGAUCAGGUUCCGCGUCGCGUUGAACACGAGCCGAAGCUUGAGCCGAUGCCAGAGGAGAAGACGUGUCGUCGUCUAAAGCUGCAGGGAGGACGAGUCGAACCUGCAGCAGCUGAUCAUUUCAUCAUUCAUAAAUCUGCUAAUUAAAGCUGAGAGAUUAGUCCGUUAAGCACUGCGGCAACUUACAGCAACUGGUUAAUUAAUUCUUAAAACAGCAAUGCCAUUAUUUGUUUGUUAUUGUUUCCUUGUUGUCGUGAAUCCAUUUGACGUCACUUUUCUGCUUUUUAUUACAAACGGCACCCGAACUCCUCAAUUUAUUGAAACGGUUUAAACGUCCAUCACCUUUUACUUCAAGAAGCAGUGACAUAAAUAAACUAUGAGGUUAAAAAUGGACUCGACCAAACAGGUAGAUUUACUAAGAUGCUUUACAGAAUCUUUAUUUACGUCUUUAAUACUGUUGAAUAAAUGAGGAGUGAGCUCUUCUGACUGGGAGGUGAUAAAUGAAUCGCCUGCUGCCGCCCAUUUCUUAUUGGUUUAAUAUUCUACGAAGUGUCCUGACGACGUCUUCAGAUGUUAAAUAUCCAAAAUAUUCAGUUAGUUUGAGAGAAAGCAGCGGUUUGAGAGUCUUGAACCCGAGCGCAUAAAUCACUGUCGUUGCAGCUCAUGUUAAUCUGUGGCUUUAGACUAAAGUGCCUAUAACGUAAAGUUUGUCGUCGGCUGCGAGGUGUGUUGUGACUGACUGUAGGGGGCGUUGUGUUUUUACCUGUCCUAAAAAUGAACUAAAGGCACUAUGUUGGUCCGUGAGGCCGGUCACACGGUGCCUUCGGGCGUUCUCCCGUCCUUCGUCAGCUGCACUGGUCCACGACGGGGACGAGGAUGAGGAAGGAGACGGGACGCUCAGACAGACGCUGAUGUGAUCAGUUUCAUUCUGUUGCUCAAUAAAAACCUUUUCUAUGACUAAAAA